AUGUUUAAUCUGACGUCCUCUAUUCCUAUUGUACGUCAGCCAUCUGACCAUCCAAUACCACCCCAUGGUGAUUUCACUACAGGUGGAGAACCUGUUGGAAGUGGAUUACCUGUAAUAGAACCUCCUAUUGAUGAGGAAUCACAGAGACCAAUUUGGCAAAGUGUCUUAGCUGGUGGUAUAGGAGGUGCCAUUGGUGAUUCUGUAAUGCAUUCUUUGGACACUGUCAAAACAAGACAACAAGGUGCACCUAACGUUUUGAAAUAUAGAAACAUGUGGGGUGCUUAUAGAUCUAUCUUUAUAGAAGAAGGGCUGAUGAGAGGCCUUUAUGGUGGAUAUUUUGCUGCAAUGGUAGGAUCCUUCCCCAGUGCAGCUAUAUUUUUUGGUACUUACGAAUUCUCCAAGAGGAAAAUGAUAUAUGAAUGGGGGGUCAACGAAACCACCACAUAUCUAAUAUCUGGUUUAUUAGGUGAUUUAGUUUCCAGUAUCGUAUACGUACCUUCAGAAGUGCUAAAAACCAGACUACAAUUGCAAGGAAGAUACAAUAAUACGUAUUUUGAUUCCGGAUACAAUUAUCGAAACUUAAGAGAUGCUAUUAAAACGAUAGUCAAGACGGAGGGGUUCAGUACUCUAUUUUUUGGUUACAAAGCAACGCUAGCUAGAGAUCUCCCAUUCAGUGCCUUACAAUUUGCAUUUUAUGAAAAAUUUAGACAAUUAGCAUUCAAUAUCGAAAAUAAAAACAUCAAAGAAGAUGCCCUUUCAAUCACUAGUGAAAUUUUAACAGGUGCAAGCGCCGGUGGUUUAGCAGGGAUAAUAACCACACCACUAGACGUAGUGAAAACAAGAGUCCAAACACAACAGUCCUACAAGGGAGAACUGCGAGUCAUAGAUCUCAAUGCCACUACACAAUCGAAACCGUCGACUUUAACCAAUUCAAUGAUCCAAAGUUUACGAACUGUAUAUAGAACUGAAGGUAUCACGGGUUAUUUCAGCGGAGUGGGACCUAGAUUCAUUUGGACCAGUGUCCAAAGUAGUAUCAUGCUAUUACUAUAUCAAGUAUUGCUUCGAGGAAUAGACAAUUCUUUUGGUGUUUCGCAACCUGAAUUGGAAUAA
Vanderwaltozyma polyspora DSM 70294 is the source of this 1110-nucleotide messenger RNA. It is a transcript of the gene MME1, whose product is annotated as Mme1p. NCBI's taxonomy places the organism in Eukaryota, Fungi, Ascomycota, Saccharomycetes, Saccharomycetales, Saccharomycetaceae. Gene Ontology annotation, biological process: magnesium ion export from mitochondrion. The transcript has a single exon. The coding region runs from base 1 to 1110 and encodes 369 amino acids. Gene Ontology annotation, molecular function: magnesium ion transmembrane transporter activity. The record is from RefSeq and is a predicted model, not a curated record.